AUGUGCAAAAUACUUGACAAGAUAUCGCCAGAGACGGCACCACAUAAGCCGUACGUGGCAUUUAGAUAUGCUGCACCAUUGACAGAGGAGAUGUAUACACAGCUGCUCAAUGAUGGGUUCGGAAAAGGCAAAGGCGGACGGGCUGUUGCAUUUACACAGUAUCCUCAGUACUCCUGUUCGACUACGGGUAGUUCGCUCAAUGACCUCUGGAGAUGGAAAAACAAACUAGAGGGAAGACGCGGCGCUGAAGGAUCGGAAGAUGUCAGCGGGAAUAUUCAAUGGAGUGUUAUUGACAGGUGGCCUACACAUCCAGGGUUGAUCGAGGCGUUCGCGCAAAAUAUUGAAGCACAACUAGCCACGUAUCCUGAGGAUAAGCGUGACAAUGUUGUCCUUCUUUUCUCAGCUCAUAGUCUACCGAUGACCGUUGUCAACAGAGGUGACCCAUAUCCUGCUGAGGUAGCCGCAACAGUAUAUGCCGUUAUGCAAAGAUUAAAGUUCUCCAACCCUUACCGACUAUGCUGGCAAUCUCAAGUCGGACCCCAAGCCUGGCUCGGGGCCCAGACCAGUGAUACGGUUCAGAACUAUGUCAGUCGCGGGCAGACUGAUCUUCUGCUGAUCCCAGUCGCAUUUACCAGUGACCACAUAGAGACUCUCUACGAACUAGACAAGGAGGUUAUUCAUGAAGCAAAUAAUCCGGGUGUUAAACGAGUGGAGAGCCUCAACGGGAAUCCCGUCUUCAUUCAAGGAUUAGCAGACCUGGCAGCAGAGCAUCUCCGAAGCGGCGCAAAGUGUACGCACCAGAUGAUGCUCCGAUGCCAAAACUGCACGAGUGAAAGGUGCCUAGAGCAGAAGAAGUUCUUCGCUGGCCCAGAGGGCCGCGAUCUCGUACGAUGA
Molecule: messenger RNA, 894 nt
Organism: Trichophyton verrucosum HKI 0517
Lineage: Eukaryota; Fungi; Ascomycota; Eurotiomycetes; Onygenales; Arthrodermataceae
Exons: 2
Coding region: 1-894 (297 amino acids)
Biological process (GO): heme biosynthetic process
Molecular function (GO): protoporphyrin ferrochelatase activity
Source: RefSeq, a predicted model, not a curated record